UGUAAAGCAGUUCCACUGCUUUAACAACUUUAUAUUUCGACAGUUAUUUUUGUCCGGCACGCUGUAUACGUCAGAUUGUUUUUUUCUGCAUUCCUUUUUUGAUUUCAGCCAAUACACCACCUCAUCCUCUUCCCUCUUGAAAGGAACAAGCUUGACGUCAUCAAUGUCUAAUGUCCACCAAGUACACAAUUUUGAAAACUGCAGCCAUCAUGUACAACAAUUUUGGAAUUGGUUCUAUUUUCAAACUCGCAAUCUAUGAGUAAGUCGAAAGUUAGGUUUGUCGCAAUAUUAUAUCCAUACCUAUUUUGUACAGUUAUGCGGCUGAAGUUCCGAUCGAUCACAUUCUGAUCGAAACGGUAAAAAGGCAGCAGUGACGAAAAUUUGUCAUUACCACUGACGUAAUUUGGGUCCAUAAAUCGAUGCGGGGUUCACUUAAGUAGUUAUACUACAUCGGUUCUAACUCACUCUGCCCACCCCCCGUGACGUCACGUAUGCCAAAAAGGCCGAAUACCACGUGACACGCAAAAAGUGAGAAAGUAGUGAGUGUGUGAAAGUGUAAGCUUGAUACAUAUGCAUGAGAGGAGUCUCGCCGCCUAGCUAGAGCCUGGUCAAAAUGUGGACGGGUACAUGUGCAUGAGAGGAGUCUCGCCUAGCCUAGCCUAGCCUGACCUAAGGGCGUUUGUCCACCGCCGCCGUCACCGGACCGUCACCGAGAACGAGAUUAUUUCGGGCCGAGUUUAAUAUGACGUAACGGCGAUCGUUUGUCCACCGCGACCGAUUUCGCUGGUUUAGUUUGUUCCACCUGUCAUGCGUGGUAGUCGCGUUUUCGAAGAAAUAAAGUGAUGGCUAGGUUAAACCGGCGACAACUUCUUCUACUGCUUUUGUACCUUCGAAGGCGCAGGCGAUGCAAAGAAUUUUGGGUUCAUCCGCUAAUACGUGAACGAUACAUCACAGGGGCGUUUUAUGUACACCACGCCAAGUUGCGGCAGCAUGACAAGAAAUUUUAACUACUAUAGAAUAUCCACGACUACGUUCGAUUAUAUCCUAUAUCAUAUUAAGGAUAGCAUCACACUCCAAAACACGAACUACAGGACAUGCAUACCACCAACUGAAAUGUUAGCUGUAACGUUGAGAUACCUCGCAAGUGGAAAUACCUUCACCGAUAUGUCAUAUACCUUCCAACUGGGUAUCAAGACUAUAAGCAGAAUAGUGACACAAGUGUGUCACCAAAUAUGGACUAUUUUAAGUGGUGAACACUUGGCUGCGCCUACUACUGAGCGAUGGUUAUUAAUAGCGGAAGGAUUUAAACGAAGAGCUAAUUUCCCAAACUGCAUCGGUUGUGUCGAUGGAAAACACAUACGGAUUGAAAAAUUUCCGAAAUCUGGCACUAUGAACUUUAAUUAUAAGGGACAUUUCUCAAUUGUACUUCUGGCAGUAGUUGAUUCAGAUUACAGAUUCGUAUAUGUUGAUAUCGGUUCAUACGGUAAAGACUGCGACUCCGCAAUUUUUCAACGUACAAGCUUCUAUCAACUACUCACUGAAGGCAGGUUGAGUAUACCUCCACCUGUUCCACUGCACUCAUCUCAAAAUAACAGAAUGCCACAUGUUAUACUAGGCGAUGAAGCUUUCCAGCUCACUGAACAUUUAUUACGUCCUUUUGGCGGUAACCAUUUAGAUGUGAAAAAACGUAUUUAUAACUAUAGACAUUGUCGUGCACGAAGAUACGUUGAAUGCGCAUUUGGCAUUAUGGUCAAUAAAUGGCGAAUAUUUCAUCGCCCUCUAAAUGUAAACAAAAAACUUAGCAAAAGUAUAGUUAAGGCAUGCGUCGUUUUGCAUAAUAUUGUACGUGAAAAAGAUGGCUACAGAGGUGAGGAUAUGUUCAUGUCUUUUAUGCACGAUGGGCUGUCUGAUCUACCAAGGGAAGGAAGUGUUCUGCAUGGUGGGCAUACUGCUAAUGACAUAAGAAAUAAUUUUGCUGAAUACUUUGUAAGCCCAUAAGGCUCCUUACCUUGGCAGAUGAAUAAAAUCUAAACUUGUAAUUACUUAAUUAAAAACAUAAAUAAUAAACUAUCAUGUACUUACUAAUUUCGUCUUUGUUUUUCUGGUCCAUAUCCUCAAAGUUCGGCUCUAAAAAGGCACAAACAUCGCGCCAUGCAUUUCUACGCAAAACUUUAUCUUUGGACACUUCCUUGGUUUUAUCCCACAAACAUUCUUUACUUUCUAUAAUUUCUAUUAAUGAAUAAAAAUCGUAUUUAAAUUUUUUCGCCAUUUUUAUUACAAUGUUAUACUAAUUAAUGAUAAUUGAUUACAAACAAAAUAAUAACUGAGUUCGUGUACGGUGCGACGGCGACGGCAGUGUGUGGACAAGUUCAUACGUGUUUUGUAUUGCCG
This is a messenger RNA of Acanthoscelides obtectus, 2391 nucleotides long. The record is from the annotation of a GenBank genome assembly. Lineage: Eukaryota; Metazoa; Arthropoda; Insecta; Coleoptera; Chrysomelidae.